Juglans regia (Persian walnut) is the source of this 1925-nucleotide messenger RNA. RefSeq names its product probable pectinesterase/pectinesterase inhibitor 7. The coding region runs from base 50 to 1744 and encodes 564 amino acids. The transcript is spliced from 2 exons. Gene Ontology annotation, molecular function: pectinesterase inhibitor activity; pectinesterase activity. The record is from RefSeq and is a predicted model, not a curated record. Gene Ontology annotation, biological process: cell wall modification. NCBI's taxonomy places the organism in Eukaryota, Viridiplantae, Streptophyta, Magnoliopsida, Fagales, Juglandaceae.
UAUUCUUAUCUUCUCCCUUGUCUUGUCUAAAAGAUCACUGAAACCAAUAAUGACUUCCAAGCUCUUCUGUUUCUUAACUUUUUCAUACCUCGUUCUAUUUUCCUUGUUUGUCUCUCUUUCUUUUGCUGAUAGCAAUUCGACCAGCCCGGUCUCAUCAGUAACCGUUUGCAAGUCCACCCCGGACCCUACUUAUUGCAGAUCUGUACUCCCUAACCAAACCACGGCCAAUGUGUAUUACUAUAGCAGGUAUUCAGUCAGAAAAGCACUGUCUCAAUCCCGCAAAUUUCUGAUGCUGGUGGACAAGUAUCUAAGGCGCAACUCCACCUUGACAACAUCAGCAAUUCGGGCACUCGAAGAUUGCCGGCUGCUUGCCGGACUUAACAUGGAUUUCCUCUUGAGCUCCUUCCAAACUGUAAACUCUACUGGAAGAAUUCUUUCUAGCCAGCGAGCGGAGGAUAUCCAAACUUUUCUUAGCGCCAUUUUAACCAACGAGCAAACUUGUUCGGAUGGCCUUCAAGCCACGGCUUCAGCUUGGAGCAUAAAGAAGGGCCUCGCAGUCCCACUUGCUAAUGACACUAAGCUGUAUAGCGUCUCUCUAGCUCUUUUUACCAAGGGUUGGGUGCCUAGAAAAAAGAAAAGCACAGCAUGGCAGCCUAAGAGGAAACAAGUUGGUUUUAAAAAUGGACGCUUGCCCUUAAAAAUGUCGAGCCGGACGCGAGCUAUUUACGAGUCAGCGAGUCGUAGAAAGCUACUGCAGUCGACGGAUAAUGAUGAUGAGGUUAUGGUGUCUGACAUCGUGACCGUGAGUCAAGAUGGAACUGGAAACUUCACCACCAUUAAUGACGCCAUUGCUGCAGCUCCAAACAACUCUGUUCCUGCCGAUGGCUACUUCUUGAUCUACGUCACGGAAGGUGUUUACGAAGAGUACGUGUCCAUUGCCAAGAACAAAAAGCAUUUGAUGAUGAUUGGAGAUGGUAUCAACCAGACAAUUAUCACGGGCAACCGCAGCGUCGUUGAUGGGUGGACAACCUUCAAUUCCGCAACGUUUGCUGUGGUCGCACCAGGGUUCGUGGCCGUGAACAUUACUUUCCGCAACACAGCCGGGGCAAUCAAGCACCAGGCGGUGGCACUUCGAAAUGGGGCAGACUUGUCUACGUUUUACAGCUGCAGCUUUGAAGCGUACCAGGACACCUUAUACACACAUUCCCUCCGACAAUUUUAUAGAGAGUGUGACAUAUAUGGCACAGUCGAUUUUAUAUUUGGAAACGCUGCAGUUGUUUUCCAAAAUUGUAACCUAUAUCCUCGGCUGCCGAUGAGUGGACAAUUCAAUGCCAUCACAGCGCAAGGAAGAACAGACCCCAAUCAGAACACGGGUAUUUCAAUUCAGAACUGUAGGAUUAGAGCUGCAGAUGAAUUGGCAUCGAGCAAUGGCACAACUCAGACGUACUUGGGAAGACCGUGGAAGGAGUACUCCAGGACAGUUUAUGUGCAAACUUUCAUGGAUAGAUUGAUAAAUCCUGCUGGUUGGAUGGCGUGGAAUGGGGAAUUUGCGCUAAGCACAUUGUAUUAUGCAGAGUACAACAACACGGGACCCCGAUCAAACACUACAAACAGAGUGACAUGGUCUGGUUACCACGUGAUGAAUGCCACGGAAGUUGCUAAUUUCACGGUGGCAAACUUCUUGCUAGGGGAUGACUGGCUGCCUCAAACAGGAGUGCCGUACGCUGGUGGCUUGAUCAUAUGAACACAUACAGCUGGCUUUUUUUUUCAUUCAUUUAUUUAUUUGUUUGCUUCAUUUCUUUUUAUCAAUGAGACUUGAUAAGCAUGUGAAAGGCCAAGCUUUUGAAAAACAGCUUGGUUUUGACAGUCGAUGAUAGUACACAAUGCAUUCAAGAAUGUCAGUUAUUUUCAAAUAAUAUUGAAGA